UUGGAGAGAGUGCAACGUUACAAGUGCUUAAUACUACACAAUAGUUUGUAAAUGCAAUAUAAUUCUUCCCCGCUAAUGUUUAUUUUUUGAUUUUGGAAUUAGUAUAUUCGUGAUUAUUCUUUCGUACAUGUUCUCAUAAAUUCCUCUAGCCUUUCCAUUAUGUUUGAGUUUUAUGAAAGAGAAUUAAAUUUUAUAGUGAAUCUCCCUUUAAAACUAUUGGAAAUCACUUCUGUUUACACUUACAGGCGUCCAUCAAAUGGUCCGAGGAAACCUUCCCAGUUGAAAUAGUGCAAGAAAAAUGGCAACACCAUUCCUUUUUUGUUUUUUGUGAUAUUUUUUCUUUAAGUUCAUGAAAAGAGGAAAAAAUAAGAGAGAGAGAGAGAGAGAGAGAAGAGAAGAGAAAGAGACGGGAAAAUGCAACUUUAGGUAUGUUUAGUGGAAUGAAUUUAUUCUUCCAGUUGAGAAACUAUGGAGUGGAAAAUUUCGCAUAAAUAAUGCUUUUAUAAAAUUGAAGAAAAUUAUAUCUUUUUUAUUCUUUAAAAGUAAAAAAAAAAGCAUGCAAACUUGGUAUGGCAGAUGAAAACCCUCUGGUCUCUUAAGAAGGCAGCUAAGCAUAAGCCUUCAGAUGAAUCGGAUACCUAACAUUUGGUAUCAGAGCACGUUCAAAUCUGGGAAGAACAUGCGCGAUGGCUCAGAAACAACUAGAGGAUCAAAUGGAAGGGACUGAGAAAGAGAUGCAGAGUAUUAAGGAAAUGUUGUUAGCCAUGAACAAGACCCUGGAGAAGCUCUUGGGGGACAUGAAGGAGUUGUCGAUGGGCAAAGGAAAAGAGACUAACUCGGGGCCUCAUGAGAGUUCGAGGGGAAAUAAAUCCGAUGACAGUGGAUUCAUCUCAGACGAAGGAGCUAGUGGCAAGUUUCGAAAAAGGAAGAUACAAGAAGAUUGAGAUGCCGGUGUUCAACGGGGAAAAUCCAGAUGCGUGGAUAUUUCAAGCUGAGAGAUACUUCGAGAUGCACGAGCUAACCGAUGAAGAGAAGAUUCGAGUAUCGGUAAUUAGCUUUGGACAAGAUGAGGUUGACUGGUAUCGCUGGGCUAACAAUCGACAAAAGUUCGAAAGCUGGGAAGGAUUCAAAGAACGAUUACAAGAUCGUUCUCGCGUAUAUGUGGAAGGAACCCUUCUACCACAACUGUGGAACCUGAGGAUGGAAACGGUAGUUGAUUACCGGAAGAGAUUCGAGAUAACGACAGCUCCGAUACUAGAAGCGGCUAAAAACAUAUUAGAGACCGCUUUCCUUAACGGGCUCCAUCCAGCGAUCAAAGCGGAGGUGAUUAGUAGGAGCCCCGUGGGCUUGGAAGAAUACAUUCAGGAAGCCCAACUGGUAGAGGAUCGCAAUCUGAUGAUCCAAUGGUCUAUGGAGGAAAUGAAGAAAGGAGGCCCAAGAACAAGUCAGGCCCAGAUGGGGUUCUAUAAGCCCACAAAGGGGAGCAGUCAAAAGAGUGGGACUCGAUAUCUAGAGGCAGGAACGGUGAAAAGCGUGACGAUUCCUUAAAAAGGGGGGGUGAAAUGAAACCCACCGAGAUGAAGUGAUUGUCCGACACGGAGUAUCAAUCACAAAGGGACAAAACGUUAUGCUAUCGUUGUGAUGAAAAAUACUUUGUUGGUCACCGGUGUAAGUCGAAAGAGAAGCGCGAGCUGAUGUUGUUGAUUGCAGGGGAGGAUGCUAGGGAAGUAGAGGUGGCGUACGAAAUAGAAAAGGUUAAAGACGAGGAAAACAGAGAAGUGGAGAACGUGGAACUUGCGCUACACACCGUCCUAGGUUUCUCAUCACCCGAAAUGAUGAAGGUGAAAGGAAUUUUAAAGGGAGUUGAAGUGGUGGUAAUGAUCGAUUCAGUGCCACCCACAACUUCAUACAUCAGAGUAUAGUCACCCAGCUGAAAUUACCCUUGACAAAGACUUCAAAUUAUGGGUAGUAAUCGGUAACAGUAUAGCAAUAAGGGGGAAGGGAGUUUGUAAAGCGGUUAGUAUCAUUCUGCCUCCAGUCACAGUGACUGCAGACUUCCUACCAUUGGACAUGGGUAAUGUCAAUGUUAUUCUAGGGUUAUUAUGGCUGCAUUCGAUGGGACACAUGGGGUGGACUAGCCUAACAUGACAAUGACUUUCACGAAGGGCGAAACCAAAGUAAUUAUUAAAGGAAAUCCGUCAUUGACUCAAGCGGAGGUAAGUUUGAAAAUGUUGACGCAAACCUGGGAAGAAGAGGAUCAGGGAUUCUUAAUAGAAUUUUAGAACUUAGAAAUCAAAAGCAAUGAGGCAGACGCCAGAGAAGAAACAGGGGAACCCAAGACUCUGGACAGAUAUGUGCUGGAGCUAAUGGAAAAAUUCAAGAUGUUGUUUCAGACACCAAUGAGGCUACCUCCCAAGAAGAGAGUUGAUCACCGAAUUACUCAGAAAUAAGCGCAGGACUCGAUUAACGUCCGUCCAUAUAAAUACGCCCACAUUCAGAAGGAAGAAAUCAAACGAUUGGUGGAUGACUUGUUGACCACGGGGAUCAUCGUACGAACCAACAAUACACCAUUUUCAAGUCCAGUAUUAUUACUAAGAAAGAAGGGUGGAGGAUGGAAGUUUUGCGUGGACUAGAAGACUGAAUAAGGCAACCAUACCAGACAAAUUUCCCAUGCUAGUCAUUGAAGAACUGCUAGAUGAGAUCCGGUUAUCAUCAGAUCUGAACGAGGGAGGAAGACAUUACUAAAACCGCAUUCAGAACACAUAAGGGGCACUACGACUUCCUAUUUAUGCCCUUUGGCUUAACAAAUGCCCCUGCGACAUUCCAAUCUUUGAUGAACUAGAUCUUCAAACCUUUCCUCCGGAGGUAUGUGUUGGUUUUCUUUAACAACAUUCUAACAUAUAGUCUAGAUUGGGACACACAUGUGAAACAUUUAGGUAUGGUCUUUGGAGUGUUAAAGGAAAACCGAUUGUUUGUAAAUGAAAAGAAGUGUAUAUUCGGACAACGAAAAAUAUAAUAUUUGGGGCAUUGGAUCUCAGAGCAAGGCAGUAGAAGCAGAAAAGGAGAAAAUACAAGCAAUGCUGGAGUGGUCUGCCAAAGAAUCAAAGGGAACUUCGAGGGUACCUGGGAUUAACCGGAUAUUAUCAGAGGUUUAUGGCCAAUUAUGGGAAGAUUGCCCAACCUUUACAUCAGCAACUACAUAAGAAUGCCUUCAGGUGGGACAAUGAAGCAGAAAAUGCCUUUGAAGCUUUGAAGAUUAUGACGACAUUACCAGUGUUGGCUUUACCAAAUUUCGAGAAACCAUUCGUGAUCAAGACAGAUGCCUCGAGGAUAGGAUUAGGAGCAGUGUCAAGACUCGCAGCCCAUAGCUUAUUUCAGUCAGACGCUAUCGGUCCGUGCUCAAACGGGCCAAAUCAGUGUAUGAAAGAGAGAUCAUGGCAGUCGUCCUGGCAGUGCAAAAGUGGAGACAUUACUUACUGGGGCGAAGAUUCACAGUCAUCUCUGAUCAACGAGCCCUGAAAUACCUUUUGGAAUAGAGAGAAGUACAACCCGAUUUUCAACAUUGGCUGACUAAGUUGAUGGGAUAUGACUUCAAGAUUUUAUACCAGUUGGGUCUCAAUAACAAAGCUACUGAUGCACUCUCGAGGAAGACAGACACUGGAGCACGAUGUCAAAGACGAAGUACAGAUAAACAUGUUUUCAACCCAUCAUAUCAUAGAUGUAGAGUUAAUCCAACAAGAAGUAAAUAAAGAUCCAUCUUUGCAAAAGAUAAUA
This is a messenger RNA of Benincasa hispida (wax gourd), 3774 nucleotides long. The record is from RefSeq and is a predicted model, not a curated record. NCBI's taxonomy places the organism in Eukaryota, Viridiplantae, Streptophyta, Magnoliopsida, Cucurbitales, Cucurbitaceae.